CCCUGUCGCCGAAACCGAACGCCGCGCCGAACGCCGUUUCCCAGGAGUAGAGGUAGAGGAGAAAGUGCUUGAGCUUUGAAAGUACAUCAAGACAUCAAGAAUGUUGAAUAUACAUACACCCUGUCAGAUACUGAAGCAAGCCAAGCACUUAAGGAGAAUUGCUCGGUUAAUAUCAAGGAAUUCUCUUGGACCUGGACCAGCUGGUCUCAACAGCUUGCAGGAUCGACUCAUUCAAGUCUACCCAGAGGUUGCAGAGGCAAUUGUCAGCAAGAGGCCAGUGGUUGCAUUGGAAUCAACCAUUAUUACUCAUGGAAUGCCAUACCCUGAAAAUCUUAAAGUGGCCAAAGAAGUAGAGAAGAUUGUAAAAAACAAUGGAGCAAUACCAGCCACUGUGGCAGUCAUGUCUGGGAAAAUACAUGUUGGUUUGUCUGAAGAAAACUUAGAGAGCCUGGCUCAAGAUACAUGUGCUGUUAAGACAUCUAGGAGAGACUUACCUUAUGUCAUCAGCAAGGGUCUGACUGGAGCCACUACAGUUUCAAGCACGAUGAUUGCUGCAAAUACCACAGGGAUUCCAGUGUUUGUUACGGGAGGUAUUGGUGGUGUGCACAGAGGAGCACAGUCAACAUUUGAUAUCAGUGCAGACCUUACUGAGCUUGGAAAAACUCCUGUGGCUGUGGUGUGUGCUGGAGCUAAAUCUAUUUUGGAUAUUGAAUUAACUCUGGAAUAUUUAGAAACACAAGGUGUUCUAGUUGCGACAUAUGGAGCAUCCCUAGACUUUCCAGCUUUUUUCACACGACAAAGUGGAUUUAAGUCUGCUUGCAGUAUUCAGUCCCCUGAAGAGGCAGCCAAAUUAAUUGAUGCCAAUCUAUCACUGGGAUCAAGUAGUGGAAUUGUUUUAGCUGUACCAAUCGACAAAGAGGAAGCUGCAUCUGGAGAGGAUAUAGAGAAUGCAGUUCAACAGGCUCUGAAGGAAGCUAGGGAAUCCAGCGUUGUUGGGAAAGAAGUUACCCCCUUUGUGCUUCAGAGAGUAAAUGAGCUCACUGAGGGUCAAUCACUUCAAGCCAACAUGGCGCUUAUGAAAAACAAUGCUAAGAUAGGAAGUUCAAUUGCUGUUGAAUUGUGCAGAAUACAAAAACUCAAAGAAAAGCGGAAAGUUGUGAAUGUUCAAGGAAAAGUACGGGGUUUUCCGGACUCAACUACAGAGUGGAACAGGUUGCAAAGACCAGUUGUAAUUGGUGGGUCCAAUGUGGAUUUUAUUGCAACAGCUGAGAAGAUUAUACCUGAAGCGUCCAAUCCUGGCCAGGUGAGGAUGAGUUUUGGUGGAGUUGGAAGAAAUCUUGCUGAAUGCCUUGCUCGUCUUGGUUUGAAGCCAGUGUUUGUAUCUGCAGUAGGAAGUGAUCCUCUAGGAGUCAUGAUGCUUAAACAUUGUGAAGAAGUUAACAUGGUUACACGUGGUAUAUAUACCUCCAAGGUGAAUCACACUGGAACUUACUCGGCUAUACUGAGUCAAAAUGGCGACUUUCACGUGGCAGUCGGUGACAUGGACAUUCACAAAGUUAUUACACCUGAUAAUAUUUCAGCUUUUGAAGAACCAAUCAAACACGCGCCACUGGUAAUGGUGGACGGUAACAUCACUGAAGAAGCUAUUGAUCAUGCGUGUCACUUCUGUGCAGCCAAUCACAUUCCAGUUUGGUUUGAGCCCACUUGCAUCAUGAAAUCAGAAAAACCUUUCCGCUCUGAUGCCUGGCACAGCAUAACUUACGUGUCGCCAAAUCUGAAAGAGCUUCGAACUAUGAGUUCCGCGAUAGUGACGCAAGAAUCACAAAAUCACAGCCAUCUUCCUCAAAACAACAACAAAGACGAUAAAGAAAAAGAUCGACCACUGGAUGACAUUAUAACCGAGUGUUUACAUCUUUGUAAGCCACUUUUAAAGCAUAUUCAUUGCGUCGUGGUAACUCUUGGAAAACAUGGUGCCCUUAUUUGUAGAGAUACUGCCGCUGACACUCCGUUUCCGACGGCUCAUCAUUUAAGUAAUUUACCAACGCGCCAACACAGUCUGGUGUCAGCACGACACUUUCCCGCGUUGGGGCCAGGCAGUCACAUGCUAGUGGGAAAUGUUACGGGUGCGGGCGAUAGUUUUGCAGCAGCAAUGGCUUCCUUUAUAAUUCAAGGUUUCUCUCCGGACAUUUGUGUGAAGGCUGGGAUUCUAGCCGCCCAAUAUUCUCUCCAAUCACAGGACGCUAUUGCGCCAGCAGUUUUUCCAGAAAAUUUCACUCCUGAGAAUGUUGAAGUUUGUAUACCCUGGGAUGCCAAAGAUAUUGACAUUGACCUAUCCUAGUAUCGAGUUGGUCGGUGAACAUAAAGGGCUGAUUAUUUAAAUGAUGCUUAGCUUAGUUUAAAGCGUGAUUUAGCCUCUUGCAAUUCUGGUACGGUAAAACCUGGUUUAUCUUGAGCCGCGUCUUGACGAAGUUUAUCUGGGAACUAAUAAACUAUAGCAAACUACAAA
This is a messenger RNA of Orbicella faveolata, 2506 nucleotides long. RefSeq lists its product as uncharacterized. The record is from RefSeq and is a predicted model, not a curated record. Gene Ontology annotation, cellular component: cytoplasm. Gene Ontology annotation, molecular function: pseudouridylate synthase activity; hydrolase activity, acting on glycosyl bonds; kinase activity. NCBI's taxonomy places the organism in Eukaryota, Metazoa, Cnidaria, Anthozoa, Scleractinia, Merulinidae.